Messenger RNA from Apus apus (common swift), 1326 nucleotides. It is a transcript of the gene LY86, whose product is annotated as lymphocyte antigen 86. The transcript has 5 exons. Gene Ontology annotation, biological process: positive regulation of lipopolysaccharide-mediated signaling pathway; innate immune response. The record is from RefSeq and is a predicted model, not a curated record. NCBI's taxonomy places the organism in Eukaryota, Metazoa, Chordata, Aves, Apodiformes, Apodidae. The coding region runs from base 179 to 664 and encodes 161 amino acids.
UGAUUAGCUUCUUGUUUAUACCACGUUGUGAGAAGCUAAGGCUGCAUUGACUCACUUAACCCUUCUGCAGGCUUGAAUGUAGUAACUCUGAGCUCCCUUGGAGAAAGAAAGGAGCAGCUCCCUUCACAGAGAGUUAGCAAGAAGCAGAAAAGUAAUCCUGCAAACUACCACCACCACCAUGAAGACAUCAAAUGUUCUUCUUGUCAUCUUAGUCCUGCUUUACAUCAAUGCCAGCACAGAAUGGCCUACGCACACAGUCUGCAAAGAGGACAACUUGGAAAUACAUUACAAAAGCUGUGAUCCCAAGCAAGAUUUUGCUUUCAGUGUUGACCAUUGUUCCGAAAUUGCAAGCCAAACCUUUAACGUCAGAGCUGCAAUGGUUUUAAGACAGAGCAUCAAGGAACUUCGCGUCAAGCUUGACCUAAUCAUGAAUGGAAAGACUGUCCUGAGCUACUCAGAGACACUUUGUGAGCCGGGUCAUUCUAAGCUUAUUUUUUGUGGAAAGAAGAAAGGAGAACACCUCUACUAUGAGGGACCAGUCACACUGGGAAUCAAAGAAAUCCCACAGGGAGAUUACACUAUUACAGCAAAGCUGACUAAUGAAGAUCAUGCCCUUGUUGCUUGUGCUGAUUUUACUGUGAAAAAUUAUUUAGACUAUUACUAACAAAUUAAUGUCAUGAAAGCUACAGACUACCAAAGCUAUUCAAGCCAAAUUAGCUGCUUGUAUGUUAAAAUGAUUCUGAAGGAAAAUAGUCCCUACACGGGUGGCUCUGAUGCUAUUGCUCUUUAUAAUUCACUGUUUUCAAGAAGUCACUAAACUCUCUAGUGGUAAUUUUAUCUCUAAAUGUACAGUGUAGCCCACCUUUUGCUUCUAAUAUAUACAAGUAAUAUACACAAGUAAAUAUAUGCAACUAAAGUAUCCAAUACCAGCAUUGUCAUUUUAGGAUGAGAAUAGCAUGAGGAAGAACAGGCAAGAGCCUGGACAUUUUUGUUUUGCAGUAAAUUAUGGACUUACCCAUUUCUAACACAGGCUAAAGAAGACUUGCAUAUUUGUCCUAUUAUGAUGUUACAGCACUCAACAUUAUCAGUCUUCCCCAGUGCCUAUCUGGAGCCUCCACUAAUACAGAUUUCAUUAUAACCACAACCAAAGACCUGAUAGGACAAACAUGCCCUUUUUUCCCCAGUGAUCCAUGCCCUGUCACUGGAUUGCUGUCACUCAGAUCUUCUGGAAUUUUUAUUCUUUAGUGCCCUUUAAGUGAUAUGUGAAUCAUUCUCUAUAUAAGCUAUGUGUUCUUCUUGCUUCUUAAUAAAUUCAUAAUGAAAGAA